This is a messenger RNA of Cinclus cinclus, 2058 nucleotides long. RefSeq names its product aryl hydrocarbon receptor-like. NCBI's taxonomy places the organism in Eukaryota, Metazoa, Chordata, Aves, Passeriformes, Cinclidae. Gene Ontology annotation, molecular function: transcription cis-regulatory region binding; nuclear receptor activity. Gene Ontology annotation, cellular component: aryl hydrocarbon receptor complex; nucleus. The record is from RefSeq and is a predicted model, not a curated record. Gene Ontology annotation, biological process: regulation of transcription by RNA polymerase II.
AUGCUGGUGGUCCUCUUUGUGUCCUCUCGGUGUGCCGCCAAAUGCUCCUACCCCUUCUUCAGCCCCCAAAUCCCUUCUCAGCUCCAUCACACACCAAUCCACCGCAGCCUUAAAUCCCCGUCCGUCCCCGGUCUCUCCCCGUCGCCCGGGGUGGGCCGUUCCUAUUCCCGUUCUCGUCUCGCUGCCCCUUUCUCCGAGGGAGCAGCGUCGGGCGGUGCCGGCCCGGCCACGUACGCGGGUCGCAGGCGGAGGAAGCCGGUGCAGCGGGCGUCGCUGCCGGGCCUGGCUGAAGGCGGCGGCUCCAACCCGUCCAAGCGGCACCGGGAGCGGCUGAACCAGGAGCUGGAGCGGCUGGCGGGGUUGCUGCCCUUCCCCCCCCACGUGGUGACGGGGCUCGACAGGCUCUCGGUGCUGGUGCUCCGCCUCAGCGCCGGCUUCCUGCGUGCCAGGAGCUUCUUGGGCGGUAAGGACCUCAGUCACGGCCUGCCCCGCUCGCCAUUCCUGCCUGGAACUCAUCAUGGCCUGUACCUGCUGAUUUCCUCUCUCCUACAGGCUCUCAAUGGCUUCAUGCUGGUGGUGACAUCAGGAGAACUGAUAUUUUAUUCCUAACAUACACUCCAGGACUAUCUGGGAUUUUGUCAGACAGAUGUCAUCCCCCAGAGCAUCUUUGAACUGAUCCACAUCGAGGACCAGCCAGAGUUUAGGUGCCACCUCCACUGGGUCCUGGGCCCACCAGGCACUCCCAAGGGUGAGCCUUCUCCAGCAGUGGGGAAGAGUCUUGGCUCUUCUGCUGCUAUCUACAAGCCAGAGUAGCUGCCCCCAGAAAACUCCUUCAUCCUGGAGAGGAGCUUUGUGUGCCACUUUCGCUGCCUCUGGGAUAAUUCCUCUGGCUUCCUGGCUUUAAACCUUCAAGGCAGGCUAAAAUUCCUUCAUGGGCAGAACCAAAGGUCUGAAGAUGGCUCUGUCCUGCCCCAGCUUGCUCUGUUCACCAUCUCCAUGCCCCUGCAGCCCCUGUCCCUCCUGCAGAGCCAAACCAAAACCAUGAUCUUCAGGACCCAGCAUAAACUGGACUUCACCCCCUUGGCGUGUGAUGCCAAAGGGAAGAUCGUCCUGGGCUACACGGAGGCAGAGCUGCAGAUGUGUGGGACUAGGUACCAGUUUGUCCAUGCUGCUGAUACACUGUACUGUGCUGAGAACCACGUCAUGAUGAUGAGGACAGGAGAGAGCAGCUUGACGGUGUUCCAGCUGCUGACCAAGGACAACCACUGGAAGUGGGUGCAGGCCAAUGCACGGCUUGUCUACAAGAACAUCAAACACAAGUGCAUCAUGGUCACACAGAGACCCCUCGUAGAUGAAGAAGGAGGAGAGCACCUUCAGAAGCGUUCCAUGCAUCUUCCCUUUACCUUUGCUACAGGCGAGGCGCUUCUAUACCAGAGUGCUCACCCUUUCCCAGGCUUCCCUGAUCCUUUCCAGAGCAAAGGGAAGCCCUGCAAGCCCAAGAAGCCCUCCUGCAGCCAUGUAGGGCAUUCCCAGAAGAACAGCAUCAACCCCAGGUCCCUGCUGGGCACUGUGAUGCAACAAGAUCAGGCAGUGUAUGCCUCCCACCCACCUCCUACCCCAAACCCUUCCUUCAGCAGCACUUUCCAGCUUGGGGCUGUGUCCUUGCCAGGUGCAGGAGGGGGUGCCUGGAGUAUGGGCACAGCUCCAGCCUCUUCAAGUGGCAAUAGCCUCCAAGAGAAGCUGCUGAGUUUGCAGCAGGAGGACCCUGUCUUGGCCACCAUGAACUUGCUCUCAGUUAAGAGUGGUGAGAGCUGUUCCAAUGAGAUCUUCAGUGCGUUGGAGGGCCUGGGCUUGAGUGCUGAGGACCUGGAUCUCCUGCUUCUGGAUGAGAAAAUGGUGAUGGUCAUUGUGGACCCAGAGCAAUCCCCAUCUCUGAACGACAACCUAGUCAGCAAGCAGAUUCUCUCCAUGCCCAGCCCUCCAGUGGAUAAGCAUGAGGGAGAGCAGCCACCCCCCAGCGUCUGUGGUUUGUCCAGCUCUCCCAUGGGACUGCCCUGA